Molecule: messenger RNA, 4631 nt
Organism: Rubroshorea leprosula
Lineage: Eukaryota; Viridiplantae; Streptophyta; Magnoliopsida; Malvales; Dipterocarpaceae
Source: the annotation of a GenBank genome assembly
GCUAUGACUCAGAAACCUUGUUAGAAAAACUAGAAGAGCUUUCACUGCUGACGAUUCUUUCUCAGAAGUCUGAAGACUCUUGACUGACUCUGGGAGGAAAGGAAAGACAAAGGCAUUGUAAGAAAGCUGUUUUUACUUUGAGCUUCAUCAACCAUGGAGCUAACUUCAAUGGGAAUGGAUCCAACUGCUGAACGACAAUCUGUUGAUCCUCUCCAAUUUGCCAGAAGCUAUCAACUGGAAGCAUUGGAGAAAGCAAUCAAGCAAAACACGGUGGUUUUUUUGGAGACUGGCUCUGGAAAGACUUUGAUUGCAGUCAUGCUUCUCCGGAGCUAUGCUUAUCUUUUCCGAAAACCUUCUUCACUCUUUACUGUAUUCUUAGUUCCUCAAGUUGUCUUAGUUAAGCAGCAAGCUCAAGUUGUCAGAAUGCACACUGAUUUGAGCGUGGGUGAAUACUGGGGAGAGCUAGGAGUUGACUUUUGGGAUGCUGCCACGUGGCAACGUGAAAUAGAUAAACACGAGGUGCUUGUGAUGACACCAGCAAUUCUCCUUCGUGGUUUGAGGCACAGCUUUUUCAAAAUAAACAUGAUAAAGGUUCUGAUAUUUGAUGAAUGCCAUCAUGCAAGUGGAAACCAUCCUUAUGCUUCCAUUAUGAGAGAGUUCUACCAUUCCAACCUUACAUCUGGUGUAGAUGUAUCCAAUCUUCCAAGGAUUUUUGGGAUGACUGCAUCCCCCAUAAAGUCAAAAGGUGCAAAGUCAGCUGAUAGCUAUUGGAAUCAGAUUCAGGAACUUGAGACCAUUAUGAAUUCAAAGGUGUAUACAUGUGUUAAUGAAUCAGUGCUUGCGAAGUUUAUACCUUUUUCUACUCCAAAGUUUAGAUUUUAUUGCAAUACGGAAAUUCCUGCUAAUUUACACACACAGAUAAUGGAGAAGUGGGAGCUUCUAAAAGUGGAGCAUAUACGGUCUUUGAAUGAUUUAAAUCUCAAGAGAUCUUCAAUGAAGUCUACAACAAAGAAAAUAGAAAAAAUACAUACUUCUUUAAUCCAUUGUUUGGAUGAACUGGGUGUGUGGUUGGCUUUAAAGGCAGCACAGUAUUUAUCCUCAAAUGAAAGUGAUUCUCUUCUCUGGGGGAAAUUGGAUGUUGUUGGUGAUAAAAUUGUUAAACGUUUCAGUUGGGAUGCAUCACAGGCACUUGCUGCCCAUAUUCCAUCUGGUCCAGAGUGGACAAUCUCUGAUAAUGUGGAGGGAAAUGUUGUAGCGGGGCUCUUGACCACAAAGAUUGUUUGCCUCAUUGAAUCUCUUCUAGAAUACAAGGAUGUCGAGGAGAUAAGGUGCAUAAUUUUUGUGGAAAGGGUUAUUACAGCCAUUGUGCUUCGAUCUCUAUUGAGUGAAUUGCUUCCCAAGGACAUUAACUGGAAGAGUGAAUACAUUGCUGGAAACAACAAUGGAUUGCAGAGCCAGAGUAGAAAGACUCAACAUGAAAUUGUACAAGAAUUCCGCAAGGGCUUGGUGAACAUAAUUGUGGCCACAUCAAUUCUUGAGGAAGGUUUAGACGUUCAAAGCUGCAAUUUGGUCAUUAGAUUUGAUCCUUCAUCCACAGUUUGCAGUUUCAUACAAUCUAGAGGACGUGCCAGAAUGCAAAAUUCGCAUUAUGUACUUAUGGUCAAGAGUGGAGAUGAUUGUACACAUUCUCGACUAGAGAACUAUCUUGCUAGUGGAGAUAUGAUGAGAACUGAGUCCUUGCGCCAUUCUUCUGAUCCUUGCUCUCCUCUUGAAGAUGGUCUAUAUGAAGAAUCAUAUAGUGUUCCAAGCACAGGGGCAGUUGUGACGCUUAGUUCCAGUGUUGCUUUGUUAAACUACUAUUGCUCACGCUUACCAUCAGAUGGGUAUUUUAGACCAGCUCCAAGGUUUGAAAUAAACAAGGAAAUGGGAAUUUGUACGCUGCAUCUUCCGAAUAGUUGCCCUGUGAAAACUGUAUAUGUGGAAGGAAACAUUAAAAAUCUAAAGCAGAAGGCAUGCCUUGAAGCAUGCAAAAAAUUAUACGAAGUUGGUGCUUUGACAGAUCAUCUUGUUCCUGAUAUUGUAGCAGAAGAGGCUGCUGUGCAAGAAUUGGGGAAGGAGCCAUAUAAUGAUGACCAACCAAUCUAUUUCCCAGCUGAACUGGUCAAUCAUUGUACAAACAUGUCCGAAACUAAGUACUACUGCUACUUGAUAGAGUUGAAGCAGAACUUUGAGUAUGAAGUUGGCGUUGAAAAUAUUGUGCUUGCAUGUAGGACUCAACUUGAAAAUGACAUCAUAAAUAGGAGCUUUGAAUUAGAUGUUAAUCGAGGUACAAUGUCAGUUAAAUUUAAAUCAAUAGGAGCCAUGGAUCUUAGUCGAGAAGAGAUUCUCUUCUGUAGGAGGUUUCAGAUCACCCUGUUCAGAGUUCUUCUGGAUCAUAAAGUAGACGGACUAAAGGGGGUUCUAGAUGGAAUUAAGUUGGGGGAUGAUCUUGAAAUGGAUUAUUUGGUUCUCCCUUCAACUAGUUCAAAUGGUAAAGAUUUGAUCCACUGGAACUCGGUUAAAUCUGUUGCAUUUUCUUGUGAAGAUGCUUUGGAGGGUCAUGCAAACUGCAAUCCUGGAGUUUUACAAACAAAAAGUGGUCCAGCAUGCUUAUGCAUGAUUCAGGAUUCAUUGGUGUAUACCCCUCAUAAUGGUUAUGUCUACUGCAUAACUGGUAUCUUAAACGGCUUAACUGCAAAUUCACUUUUGAGCCUGAGGAAUGGAAAUCUUAUAACGUACAAGGAGUACUAUAAACAUCGGCAUGGUAUCCAGUUAUGUGAUAGUGAAGUAUCAUUUCUGAAGGGAAAACACAUUUUCCAUGUGCAAAACCACCUUCACAGAUGCCAAAGGCAGAAGGAGAAAGAACCAAUUGGCGCAUCUGUCGAAUUGCCACCAGAACUUUGUCAGAUCAUCAUGGCCCCAAUAUCUGCAAGUACACUUUAUUCUUUCACAUUCAUCCCAUCAAUUAUGCAUCGACUUGAAUCUUUGCUUCUUGCUGUCAACUUAAAGAAGAUGCAUCUGGAUGAUUUCACACAAGAUGUUAUUAUUCCAACCUCAAAGGUUUUAGAAGCAAUAACCACAAAGAAGUGCCAAGAAAAUUUUCAUUUGGAAUCACUGGAGACUCUUGGCGACUCUUUCUUGAAAUACGCCGUGAGUCAGCAGUUGUUCAAAACAUAUCAAAACGAUCACGAGGGUCUUCUCAGUGCCAAGAGGGAAAAAAUAAUUUCAAAUGCUACUCUCUGCAAGCUAGGAGUGGAUCGGAAACUACCGGGAUUUAUCCGUACUGAGCCUUUUGAUCCUAAGAGUUGGGUGAUUCCUGGUGACAAUUCCAGUAGUUCUAUAUUGAAAGAGGACUUGCUUCCUGAUGCGAGAAAAAUUUAUGUCAGUGGACAAAGAAAGGUUAAAAGGAAGACAGUUGCGGAUGUUGUUGAGGCACUUAUUGGUGUAUAUCUUAGCACUGGAGGUGAAUCAGCUGCCUUGGCAUUUUUGAACUGGAUUGGUAUAGACGUGAAUUUUACAGAUACCCCAGGUGAAAGGAAUUUCCAAAUCCAUGCUGAGAGGCAUGUUAACAUCCCUUACUUUGAGUCCCUCUUGAACUACUCAUUCCGAGACCCUUCACUCCUCGUGGAAGCACUAACCCAUGGCUCCUACACGCUAUCUGAAAUUCCAAUAUGCUAUCAAAGGCUUGAAUUUCUUGGAGAUUCUGUGUUAGAUUAUCUGAUCACCGUCCAUUUAUACAGCAAAUAUCCCAGGAUGUCCCCAGGAUUGUUAACUGAUAUGAGGUCUGCUUCUGUGAAUAAUGAAUGCUAUGCACACGCAGCAAUCAGAGUUGAAUUGCAUAAGCACAUUCUUAAUGCUUCGCAAGACCUCCAUAACCAUAUUGUUAAAACUGUUGAGAAGUUCACGGAAUCAUCUCCAGAAUGCAGUUUUGGAUGGGAAUCUGAGAUAUCAUUCCCCAAGGCACUUGGAGAUGUGAUCGAGUCACUUGCUGGGGCGAUAUUCUUGGAUUCAGGAUGCAACAAGGACAUUGUUUUCCAGAGUAUAAGGCCACUGUUGGAGCCCUUGGUUACUCCAAAGACGGUGAGGAAACAUCCUGUAAGCGAGCUUACUGAGUUGUGCCAGCGGGAACAUUUUGAUCUAAGAAAACCUAUAGUAUCAAGAGACAACGGUGUAGCUUCAAUUACUGUGGAGGUGGAAGCAAAAGGGAAAAUGUUUAGCUGCACGCAAUCUGACACGGAUAGAAAGACAGCCAAGAAAUUGGCUUCCAAAGGAGUUUUGCAGGCUCUCAAGGAAAGCCUUGGCAGGACCUGAAUGUUGCAACCAAACUUGGGAAUAGUCUGCAUUUGGCCUUCCCAAGUUUGAGAAAUGGAGAUCAUGUGGGAGGUGGAGUCAAAAACUAGAGAGUAUGGUGGUUGUGAUAAGUUGUUUUGUUUUGGGGAAUAUAUUUUGGGGUCAAAGGGGAAAUUGAUGUGAUAUUUCUUGAAAGUACAAUGCAAUGCUCCAUUGGAACAUCGAUUUUGAAUGGAACUACUGGUUCUAUUCGCAUGUGGUAAUACUCCAACUAAGAUGUCUUAUAAAAUAAGCUCCAACCA